This is a messenger RNA of Aspergillus affinis, 1560 nucleotides long. Its product is annotated as sugar porter family MFS transporter. Gene Ontology annotation, biological process: carbohydrate transport; transmembrane transport. The record is from RefSeq and is a predicted model, not a curated record. Gene Ontology annotation, molecular function: carbohydrate:proton symporter activity. Lineage: Eukaryota; Fungi; Ascomycota; Eurotiomycetes; Eurotiales; Aspergillaceae. The coding region runs from base 1 to 1560 and encodes 519 amino acids. The transcript has 7 exons. Gene Ontology annotation, cellular component: membrane.
AUGGGCAAACUCUACACGAUCGGAGUGGCAUGCUUUGCUGCCACCGGUAGUUUCUUGUUUGGUUAUGACUCCGGUGUCAUGACCGAUGUCAUUGCGUCGCCCAACUUCCUCGACUUCUUCAACACGACAAAAACAUCCUCAAUCAUCGGAGCAAUUAACAGUACCUUUUCUGGUGGAGCCGCUAUCGGAGCCCUGACGGCCGGUCUGACAAUCGAUCGUUUUGGAAGAAAAGCGACCAUCCAAAUCGGCGCCUUGCUGGCCACCAUAGGCGCUAUCCUGCAAUGCGCUGCCAUGCAAUUGGCCAUGAUCCUGGUGGGUCGCAUCGUGGCCGGCUGGGCCGUUGGCACCCUCAGCAUGUCUGUUCCUGUUUACCAGGCUGAGUGUGCGCAUCCCAAAACGCGAGGCCUGAUUGUUGGUCUGGCACAGCAGAUGAUUGGCGUGGGAUUUAUCGUUAGCACAUGGAUCGGCUAUGGAUCUCUCCACGCCCCGGAUAGUAAUAGCGUCCAGUGGAGAUUCCCGCUGGCAUUCCAAGGACUGCCUGCGCUUAUGCUCUUCGUUGGGUUGUUUUGGCUGCCAGAAUCUCCGCGUCAUUUGAUAGAAAAGAGACAAGAUGAGGAAGCCCUUCGCGUGUUGAAGAGACUUCAUUACGACGGCACCAACGAAGACUGGAUCCAGACCGAGUUUACGGAAAUCAAAGCCACUAUCGACGCAGAGAGAGAAUUCACCGCGCCCGGAUGGCUGGUUAUGUUCCGGGUGCCGCAAUGGCGGACACGACUGCUCCAAGGCACUUUGGUUCAAACCUUCACUCAAAUGACAGGUAUCAAUGUCAUCAACUACUACCAGAAUAUCAUGUACGUCCCCGACGUCCCUCAUGCCCUCACAAUCACCACCCAAAAUCUAACCCUCAACCCAAGGUACGAGAACCUAGGAAUCACCGGCAACCGCGCCACGCUCGUAACAGGCAUCUACAACGUCGUCGGGCCCCUCGCCAACCUGAUCUUCAUCACCUUCUUCCUCGAUCGCGUCGGCCGUAAGAAGCCCCUUCUCUUCGGCGCCUCCGCCAUCACCGUCGCCCUCGUCUGCGAAGCAGCCCUCAACUCGCAGAACCUCGACGGCACCAGAACCGGCUACAGCAUCGGCGGCGUCUUCUUCCUGUUCUGCGUCACCUGUAUUUUCUCGGCGUCGUUCGGCUCCAUUAGCUGGGUCUACAUGUCUGAGGUCAUGCCUAUGCAGAUUCGUGGCAAGGGAAACGCUUUCGCUACGGGCAUCGGUAAUUGGGUCGUUAGUACCAUUUGGAGUCAGGUGUCUCCGAUCGCGCUGGACAAGAUGGGCUGGAAGUUUUAUUUUAUUUUUGCGGCUUUUAACGUCUUCAUCACCAUCCCGGUCAUCUUCAUCUGGUUCAAAGAGACCAAGCAAAAAUCACUCGAAGAAAUCGAUCUCCUCUUCGGCGGCAGAGCCCUCGGCAUGCUCAGCAACGAUCUUAACGAGAAAGGACUGGAAGUAGAAGCUCACCACGAGGCCGUGGAGCAGGUGGAGCAUGCCCCUCAGAAGGAGAAUUAG